This is a messenger RNA of Haemonchus placei, 1026 nucleotides long. The record is from the annotation of a GenBank genome assembly. NCBI's taxonomy places the organism in Eukaryota, Metazoa, Nematoda, Chromadorea, Rhabditida, Trichostrongylidae.
CAACAUUUCGUAAAGCUUCUCCUUAUUGCAGAACCCUCACCUGCUUCAAACAACAGAACGUGCCCAGCCAACGAAGAAUUUAAAGAGUGCGGAACAGCAUGUGAACCAUCAUGUCGCAAUCCCAAUCCGGUACUCUGCACCGAGCAAUGCGUAAUUGGAUGUCAAUGUAGAAGUGGAUUCUACCGUAAUGACCAGAAUGUCUGUGUGUCCACAUUCGAUGAUAUGGGAAUCGCCUCAAAUCCGAUAAAACAAGCUACUGUGGUGAAAAAAGUAACCUGUCCAGCCAAUGAAGAGUUCAAAGAGUGUGGGACGGCUUGUGAACCGUCAUGCCGCAGACCUAAUCCAGGGAUCUGCACGUUACAAUGCGUCGUGGGAUGUCAGUGCAAAUCGGGAUUCUACCGUAAUGAUGAGAAUGUUUGUGUAGCCAACUGCUCUGCCCCAAACUCAAUAGGAACUGGAGGCUGUGGUGUGAACGAGGAACGAAAACAGUGUGGAACUGCAUGCGAACCCACCUGUGCACAACCUAAUCCUACCUGCACUAGACAAUGUAUCCCGGAUGUCUGCCAGUGCAGGCAACUCUACAUUCGUGAUUCGAAUAACGUCUGCGUUCCCAAGGCUAGUUGCCCUACAGGUGUGUUAUUAAACACGUCAGACGUGUGCGGACGGAUCUUCCGUGGGAAAAAGGAUAAAAGGGUAAAGACAAUAGAUCCCCACGCGAUCGGUCNUCCCCCCCCCCCCCCCCCCCCCCCCCCCCCCGGGACUUUGAGUCAGAGUCGUAAAGUAGUCUCGAAUGCGCAUUUGGCUAAUUCAAUGGCUUGUAGUGGCCAGCCGAUGCGCAAGUCACGGCUUUUAUCCUCCCACGCGAGUCUGGUACCAAUUAACCGACUCCGAAGCAAUGGAAGGCUUGGUUACCUUGGGUGGAUGUUGAUCCGGGAUUCGAACCGUGGGCCAUGCCUGUGUUAUAGUGGGCCCCCUCUCCGCAAAUUCGGAGAACCAAACCUCCUAACGGGCUUUUCCUCGGGAUGA